This is a messenger RNA of Capsella rubella, 478 nucleotides long. RefSeq lists its product as uncharacterized. Bases 70 to 384 code for a protein of 104 amino acids. The record is from RefSeq and is a predicted model, not a curated record. Lineage: Eukaryota; Viridiplantae; Streptophyta; Magnoliopsida; Brassicales; Brassicaceae. The transcript has 3 exons.
GAAGAGCAAAGAAAACAAAUUAAGCCAAAGUCUUUCACUCUAGCUUGUUCAAACAAAGAUAUCAAGAAGAUGGUUCUUACAAAAGCUGAGAUUAUGGCUGAACUAGGUCGUAUCAAAGAAGUACUGGCUAAAAAUAAAGAACAGGAGAAGGAUUGGUAUGAGAAAAAAGGUAUCAACGACAUGUUCUAUAAAAUUAUAGCAAACCUUGGUCCUCCAGAAAGUGAGAAAGAGAUUCGUGAGACUGAGAUUCUCAAGGCUGAGAUUGUCGAGAAGUUAAACGAGGAGAUGCGUCGUAUCAUCGAAGCAAAAAGAGUAAAUGCAGAAGAUUUGAGGAAAAUACGCAACAUUAUUAUGGGGGAAGAUGCAUCAUCCUCUUCUAAAUAAAAGAAUAAUUAAGCAAGCUCUAUCGGGGAUCAUGACAAAGUGAAGAAAAAAUAGUUUCUCAAUAUUUUUCUUUUAUUUUAAACCUUAAAAAGGU